AUGUCGGACGGAGUCCUAGACCUGAGCGUGUCCUCCUAUGGCGUGGCGGCCAAACGCACCCUCCAGCCCUUCGAGCACUUCAGCAGUGACUCGGGACGUGCGUCCUCAGACAGUACGUCAUCCGAGACCCACGAGGACGUCAAGCCCCGCAUCAGGGCGUCACCACUCACUAUGGCCGCGCCAUCGCCGGUGAACCCCCCGUACGACACGUCGAGCUACGCCACCGGACCUGUGGCAUUCCCUACCUCACAUUUACGAGAUCUACCCCACAUGGCGCACAUGCUACGUCCUGCGUCUUCUUCAGCCAGCCCGCCCCACCCGGCUAAUCCAGUUACCAUGGCGGCCAUGUCUAGCUUAAACUCUAACCCAAACUCCCCAAAUCAAGCAACCUCUCUCAUGAGCGAUGAUCCUAGUAAACAAACACUCACAGACAGAACCGCGGACUCCCGUCUAGCAGCGAUGAGACAAUUCAAAAUGUUCCCAAUGGACCCCUUCAACAUGUACAACAACCCCUUAAUGUCGACCCCCGCCGGGACUCUAUCCCCGACCCCUGCGGCUCUCCAAUCCCUCUACGACACCGUCUCCCCCUCAGGAUUCCCCAACUACCCCCUCACGCCCUUGACCUCUCACCUUCUACAACGGAAACGACGCAACGACAACCGCGACAACCCCGGCUCAUCCAGCACAACCCCCUCCAAACCCCCCAGCACCGCGAUGGCUGACGGGAACGGAAGUUCGGGGGUCAGCACGUCCAGUCCUCAAUCUCCCAGAGACGAAGAUUCCAAUGGUAGCGACGGCGAGAAGAGGAAAAAAUCCGGAUCCUCUAUAGAUGUAAAGAAAGACGAGGCGUAUUGGGACAGAAGGAGAAAAAAUAACGAGGCGGCGAAGAGGUCUAGAGACGCCAGACGACAGAAGGAGGAGGAGAUUGCCAUGAGGGCGGCGUUUCUGGAACAGGAAAACCUGAAACUACGAGCCCAAGUCGCCAUAUUAAAAAACGAGACAGCGAAACUACAUUAUAUGUUAUACAACAGACUUUAG
Molecule: messenger RNA, 1038 nt
Organism: Physella acuta
Lineage: Eukaryota; Metazoa; Mollusca; Gastropoda; Physidae
Product: thyrotroph embryonic factor-like
Biological process (GO): regulation of transcription by RNA polymerase II
Cellular component (GO): nucleus
Molecular function (GO): RNA polymerase II cis-regulatory region sequence-specific DNA binding; DNA-binding transcription factor activity, RNA polymerase II-specific
Source: RefSeq, a predicted model, not a curated record